Molecule: messenger RNA, 1573 nt
Organism: Wyeomyia smithii (pitcher-plant mosquito)
Lineage: Eukaryota; Metazoa; Arthropoda; Insecta; Diptera; Culicidae
Product: retinol dehydrogenase 13-like
Exons: 3
Coding region: 147-1136 (329 amino acids)
Source: RefSeq, a predicted model, not a curated record
AACGUCAGUAUAACGUGAAAGUUCAAAACAAUCAGUGCGAACCUGCAAAUUACGAAACCAAAUCGAUUUUUCAUGUGGAUAACUGUUGAAAAACAAUGUUUCUGAUAGUAAAAUAACCAGAUAAUUCAUGUGAAUAAGAACUAAAAAUGUUUCGGAGCAAGCUUGUACUAGGAAUGAGCGUCACCGGGACUCUCGUUGGUGGUGCUGUGAUGUUGAAGGACUACAUGCAAGGCGGUCGAUUCAAGCGUGGUGACGUUCGGGCAGAUGGAAAGGUUGUAAUCGUUACGGGAGCCAACACCGGCAUUGGUAAAGAAACCGCGAUGUUUCUGGCCCGCCGGGGCGCUCACGUUUAUAUGGCCUGUCGAGAUAUGACAAGAUGCGAAACAGCACGCCAGGAAGUGGUCUUGGAGACGAAAAAUGCUAACGUGUACUGUCGACAGUGCGAUUUGUCCUCGCUGCAAUCGGUGCGCAAGUUUGCGGAACAAUUUAAACAGGAACAAAAUCGUUUGGAUAUAUUAAUCAACAACGCAGGCGUUAUGCGCUGUCCCCGGUCCCUUACGAAGGAAGGGAUCGAAUUACAGCUGGGUGUCAACCAUAUGGGACAUUUCCUGCUAACAAAUUUGCUUUUAGAUAUGCUCAAGUUAUCGGCACCUAGCCGAAUUGUUGUGGUUUCUAGUCUUGCCCAUACACGUGGCAAAAUAAACGUGCAGGAUUUGAAUAGUGAAAAAAGUUACGAUCCAGCCACUGCUUACGAGCAGAGUAAGUUAGCCAAUAUUCUAUUUACAAGAGAAUUGGCCAAACGAUUACAAGGAACUGGAGUGACCGUUAAUGCUGUCCAUCCAGGGGUUGUAGAUACGGAGUUGAUGAGACACAUGGGUCUUUUCAACAGCUGGUUUUCGAGCAUACUGAUUAAACCGUUUGCUUGGCCAUUCCUAAAGACGCCAAUUUUCGGCGCUCAGACAUCGGUGUAUGCUGCAUUGGAUCCGGAUUUGGAAAAAGUAUCAGGCCAGUAUUUUAGCGAUUGUGCCCCGAAAGAUGUCGCCGAUCAGGCCAAAGAUGAUAAACUAGCACAAUGGCUGUGGGCUGUUAGCGAGAAGUGGACUGGUACCCUAACUGGAACGGCUGCGGUUUCCUGACAGCGGAUCAUCAAGAAGAAAGGCAGCAAAGACAUAAUCAUUUUUAGUGAACCAAAUUUGCAGAAAUAACGCGAACGGUGUUUAGGUGGAUGGAAGAAAUUAACAAAUAUCACCUUGAGAUCGGCUAAUUUCGGUGCUUGCGUCUCCCUGUUAAAUAUGCAGCGCAUACUGGCGCCAGAAUGGGCGGUAAAAAUAACUAAACCAGAAUUCUUGAGCCGUAGAAUUUAUCUUUUUUUUUGGUAGAUUUGAAAUGAUGGUGUCGGCAAAAGAGCACCAAUUUGCAUAAGUUAAGAAUCGCUAUUUUUAGCUUGCAGCCUGUUUUGCAAAAUUUCGCUUAUUGUUUUUAAAACUGUAGUGAUUGGGCGUUGUUAAAAAUAACCUGUAACCGUAACGUGUUGAGUACUAGUGAAUCUGGUGAAAUAAAAGUGUAAACUGAA